AUGUCAUCAUUGAAGAAGACUAAUUUAGAUUCAGUAACUGAUUUACGUCAAACUACUGAUGACAAUUUACCAGCUGCAUUAACAGAAUUAGGAUAUGAUCAAUCAUUUAAAUUAAUAGAUACUAAAUUAGCAUUAGGACUGGUAACUGUGGUAAUAGCAGGACUUUUAUUUCUUGUAGAUAAAAAAUAUGAAUUUAAUGAAUCUUAUAAUAUUACAGUUAUAUCAAUUUUAUUAUAUGCUAUUUUUAGUGGAAUAUUAUUAUAUUUAAACAGAGUAUAUAAGGAUGUUAAAUAUAUUGGAUAUAAUUCAAAGGGAGAAAAAAUCACAAUUGCUGGUUGGACAAAAAAGUUUGAUCCAAUUUAUUAUACAAAGAUUACUUUAAAUGAUAAAACAACCAUUGAAUCACAAUUGGAAUUCAAAAAGUUUUUCGAUACACUUGGAUAUUUCAAUAGAGAAGCCUUUGUUACUGUAUUAAAGGGACAAAUUACUAAAAAGUCACAAUAA
Molecule: messenger RNA, 504 nt
Organism: Scheffersomyces amazonensis
Lineage: Eukaryota; Fungi; Ascomycota; Pichiomycetes; Serinales; Debaryomycetaceae
Gene: SPC2
Product: signal peptidase complex subunit
Exons: 2
Coding region: 1-504 (167 amino acids)
Biological process (GO): protein targeting to ER
Cellular component (GO): membrane; signal peptidase complex
Source: RefSeq, a predicted model, not a curated record